Molecule: messenger RNA, 6767 nt
Organism: Anopheles stephensi (Asian malaria mosquito)
Lineage: Eukaryota; Metazoa; Arthropoda; Insecta; Diptera; Culicidae
Product: zwei Ig domain protein zig-8-like
Exons: 6
Coding region: 2319-3365 (348 amino acids)
Biological process (GO): synapse organization
Cellular component (GO): neuron projection membrane
Source: RefSeq, a predicted model, not a curated record
GUCUAGUGCCAUUCGCAUGACAUAACUAGCCCACCGGAGCCUGGCGAGUCGAAAUCGCUGCAUGAUAGUGCGAUCUCCCAUUGUCACACAUAAGGGGCCAUAAAUCCUUCUGAGCAUCUUCCUCUCGACCGCAGCGAAGAGGGGUUUCGUCAGUUUUUGACAGAAUUUGUGACUCAGAGCCGUAUAUGAGCACUGGGAUAAUAGAUGUUCUAUAUUGUCCCAGCUCCGUCCGUCACGACUUACGGGAGAUAGUCCACCUUCUUCAAUCAUUUCAAUAAGCUCGAACUCGGCGUACGCGAAAAAGUUUCCUUCUUUGAGUCAUGGAUGGCUCUCUCUAGCGCCAGGUUAAAGCCCAUCUCCCUGACGCAGGUUCUUGGAGGAAACAAAAGUAGUCAUGAGAGUUUUCUGUCCAUCUUCACCUGACAUGCAAUGUUGGUCAUGCUUAUGUGCCUGGUAAGCUUGGCCGGGAUUCCGAGGCACUCACCGGUGAUAUAGUUGUUCCUUGGCACUACAACCUUGAGAGGUCUCGGCCUGCCAUUUCUGGCUUUCUGGGACUUAAUUUUACCCGUAAUAAAGUAGUCAGCCCUACGUACGGGGAGGUGGUCUGGAUCGGAUUUGAACCCCGGUCCUGCCGUGUGAAGAAUGGCGCCGGUAUCGCAUCGGCCACCGGACCACCCCACCCCGGUGAUAUAGUCUGCGAGGUAAAGACAAUUUAGGGAAAGGGUUACUGGAGAGGUACCUGAAAUCCAAACCUCUGUUGGUGGGAUUCAUUAGUGACGAAAGCUUAGACAUCAUUGGAAGGUUACAACUGCUCGUAACUACCUUGUUAGAAAUGGUAGGAAUGUUAGACCAGCAUCUCCCGAGGUUGUAGCCCCACAACCAUUUCUUACUCCACCCCAUAGUUAUCUCCAAAGCUGAUAUUAAAAAAAAAACUCCCCGUCAAGGAGAACGACGGUUUGCGAUUUUUAAAUUUUCAAACCAACCAUCCACCUCUAGUACUCCCCAUCGCACGCUCAAAAACACGUUCCGCACGGCCUGAUUCGGCGCAUUCGGCAGCGUGCUUCAGCCGAAAAGCUGUUCGUCGUCGCCUCUCGCGGGCAGCGAAUCGUGACGCUGCUCCCUUCAACCACGAAAGCUCUCACCGGAGCACUGUUUUUCGCGCUCAAAGUCUCGCGCCACUGUGCGCCCUCAUCCUUACGGGGCUCCUUUUUGCAGGUGCCACACAAACACAGCCACACGUUGGUCACACUUUCUCGCAGCAUCAUCCUUCAGCAGUAGCAGCAGCAGCAGCAGCAGCAGCAGUAGCAGUGUGUAGUGGCUUUUUUCUUCCUUCGAAAAGCUUGAAUCUGUCCGCUGCCACCACCAAGCAAUCAUAUAUCAAUAAAAACAGGACACUUGCACACUUGUUCGGUAGUGAGCCAUCUUUACCCGCGAAGGAAAACCACACGGUCGGCCAUCGCUGUAGUGCUAGAGCUUAAAAACUAGAAAGGACGCUCUGUGUGUGUGUUUUUCUUCCUUGCUUCGGGCUUUUUUCCCGCUUUAGUGACCAAAAGCAGCAGCAGCAGCAGCAGCCUUACAUUAAUCCUUUGCCACGGCCUAGAAACGUUGGCACAACAUGUUACACUCGGGUGCGGGCAGGAAGUGAUUGUGUUGGCGGUGGACGCAGUGAGCACGCAGAUGGCACACGGACUCACUGGAAGCAGGUGGCCACCAUUUUUCGAUUACAUCCAGUACAGUAGAGGCCGGACGGAGCGCAGAAUGAUGAGUGCUUGGAUGGUUGGUUGAGGGAUGGAUGGCAGCGGUGUCGUACAGUGAGUCCGCUUUUCGGUGUGUUUAAUAGAACGCAAAAAGAGUGACCAAAAACAAAAAAUCGUCGUGUGUCGAGAGGAAAAGGCUUCCACGGGCUAACCAUAAAACCAAAGCAGAGGCGGUCCUGCUUUACAAUCCCCACCCUACCUCCCCCCAUUUGCCUGAGGGGCCGUACGUAGGAGCAAUGCGUAAAACGAACUCCAUUCCUAUGGCAAGGAUAUUCUAGCUUUGCUGUACCUAUUUGUCCCCACACACACACACACACACACACCGAAUGCUGCGAGUUCAGCGUCUGCUGCUAUAUCUAAAAGGCUCCACAAAGCAAGUUACCUGCAUCUGCAUCUGCUCCUGCAUCCCUAAGUGGGGCAGGAUGAUGUGAUUGGAUCACCGGGUGUACUCCAUCUAGGGCCGCCCACCCUUUUCCUGACCAAAAGUAAGCAAAAGCCGUUUGCGGGACGAUCACCACCAAAUUCCGACCACUGAAGCGUAGCACAACAUACUAUGCUGCUAUGAAGCUGCCGGCUAAUGGAGUAGCGGCAAUCUACCUUUUGCUGCACUGCGUGUCAGGAUCGGUGCUGAAAUCUUCCGCCCUUCAAUCCAGCAGUCCGUUCAUGAGUUUGCCGCGCAACUUUUGGCAAGAGAUAUCGAUCCCGUACACGGACCUACCGAGCGACGAUGACGAGCAGGAGGAUGAGUCGGCCGAAAGCACCACGCACGAUCCGUACCCGUUCUUCGACGAUGCCAACAUGACCGCGAACGUGACCACCCAGCUGGGCAGCGAUGUGUAUCUGCACUGCCGUGUGAAUGAUUUGCGAGAGCGAACGGUGUCGUGGGUACGGCGAAAGGGAGACGAGAUACAUCUGAUCACCGUCGGCCGCCAGACGUACAGUAGCGAUUCGCGGUACUCGCUACAGUACCAGCCACCGAACGAUUGGCAGCUGUUGAUACAGUACUCGAACGAACGUGACGAGGGUCACUACGAGUGUCAGAUCUCGUCCUAUCCACCGCUGGUCUAUCUGGUGUACUUGAUCGUCGUCGGUAAGUGUCUGCCGUACGCGGGUGAGCGUGUGAGCUUUGUCACUCAAGCCAGGGAACCAUUGCCCCCUACUCCCACCAUUUCAGUACCGCGGGUCGAGAUUAUAGACGAGAGAGGGCAGGCCACGCUGGACAAGUUCUACAAACCGGGCAGUACGAUCGAGCUGAAGUGCAUCAUCAGCCGGGUGCCGCAACCGACCAGCUACGUCACGUGGAAGCAUGGCAUGCGGAUGCUCAACUACGACACAAGCCGUGGUGGAAUCAGCGUAAAGACCGAUCUGCUUCCCGGUGGUGCGAUGAGCCGGCUCUACAUCGCUAAUGCCAAUCGGUACGACACGGGCAACUACACUUGCGCCCUGGCCGACAUUGCUCAGGCCAUGGUGUCGGUCCACGUGUUGAACGGAGAAAAUCCGGCCGCCAUGCAGCAUGGUGCGGGACGACAGUGGAAACCGUCGGUAAGUCUCGUCGCGUGCGCCCAGCUGGUGAUGGCGGUGCUCGGUUUCGUCAGUGCCGUCCGGUGACUGUAAAUCGGUGAAGCAAACAAACUCUACAUCGAAAGCUUUCUGGGUCUUCUAUCGGCUAUCCAUCCGAUCACACGCUAUCCACGUCCCAACGUUCUGUCUCCCUCCCGUGCCGCGCCUAUGUCGACAUGUGUCCCCCCCCCCCCCUUCCGAGCAACAAUUGCACACCCGUUUUAGCACACCCCGAGCCAACAUAUCAAUGCACCCGUGAGUGCAGUUUUAGGUUGCAUCGUUAUCUCUUCCCCCUCACAUCCUGCUCCCAUCAAUCCAUCCAGCGCCAGAUCCUUCCUCGGGAUCGCCUCUCCACGGUGGACACCCGUUGUUCGCCCUUUUAGCAGCAAACGAUAGAUUAGAUUUCAAUGCGACAGUAACUGUCGGUCCAUGGUUGUACUAGCGAUAAAUGAGUGAGGUUGAGUGAAGUUUUGAUACACCUGCAUGUAACACUAGCAUUCCUAGACCGUAUCGCACACCAAACGGUACACGAAGAUGUGGUAUGUAUAGGAUAGCAAAACAAUGACCCAACACACAUGCCAGCUAAGAUAUAGAGGAAGCAAACAAACAAAUAAUAUAUUUAUAUACUCGUCUCAAAGUCUCUGCCGGGCUUGGGUCGCGAGCGAGCAUCCGGCUCGUGUGCCACCGGUAGCAAAUAUGUGUGUGUGUACCACUAGAGCAUUGUUGGACAAGGUUGUGAUUUGAUGGAUGUGACAUCCCGUUUGCACGGAACGAAUCGUUGGGCCGGAUAUGAUCGGCACCAGAGCACAGCAGCAAACGGGAUGGUGGGCAAGCGGGGGCAAACAAAUGGGGGCAACAACAUACAACGUUUAUUACUUACCGCAGCAGCAAUAUAUUUGUACACAACUAUUUUUCCCCCUCGUUAACUAAACUAUUUGCGAAUAGCAGCAUACACAAACUAAUCGAUAAGCCCGCAUCUCGUAAAAGAACAAUGUUUAGCGUACUAAUAAUAUCAGUCUUCGGUUGUGAUUAGACUUUAAAAGCAUGGGGGUGUGCGUGCGCGCCCGCAGCCGUGCAGAGAAGGCAAGCAGAACGAAACCAAGUUAAAAACUUCAUACAAAUUAUCGAUGUAAAAUGCGAUUAUCAAUGUUCAUCUCUAACGUACUAUAUUAGUAAGCUCGACGAUGGUGACGAGCGGGUGGGUGGGGGGGUGAUCGUGCGGAUCGUCGUUGUUUUGUAGGUAGGAAAAAUCUGUCACAGCAAAUGGGCCAAAAAUGCUUUUUAAAACGUUGUUUCGAAGACGUCCAAGACGUCCAAGGUGCAAGCACACAUAGGUCCCUAUUGUGGAACUAAGAUGGAACAAUCUCAAACGGAACGAUUCGAAAUGUUAAUUGCUAGUGCGGAGCUAUUCAUGGUGAAGAGACAGACAGGUGGCGGAUAGGUGGAGUCUAUCACUAAACGCGUGAUGUAUACGCACAGGAUAGGAGCAAACAUUAUUGGGACUUGUUCAUCGUUACAACAAUUUAAAGGGGGCUUUAGAAUGUCUAGACCAAGGCCUAAUUAUCCUGCCAUAUCCUUUAAAAUAAGUUUAACUUACUCAACCGGCGUCAAAGAAUCGUUGCCUGCUGCAGCAGUCCUUUAAAUCACCUCGCAGUCGAGGGCAGCCUUCAUCCAACCUGUCAUCGCGUCCUACUGGAGCCUUCCCCUUAAAUUCUUCUGAGCAUCUUCCCUUUAAAUUUGGCUAAGCAGGUUAUGGGGCGGUCCGGUGGCCGAGGCGACAGCGGGACCGGUCUUCACACGAAAGGGCAGGGGGUUCAAAUCCCAUCCAGACCGCCUCCCCGUACGUAGCAAGCAAGAAAUGGCAGGUCGAAACCUCUCGAGGUUUUAGAGCCAAGGAAGAAGAAGAAGCAGGUUUGGUCAUUUUUAGGCAGAAUUCUGUUUUUUUCAAAGGCGUCUAUAUGAAAGUUCUGCACAACCAUCUAGGUUUCCUAUAUUUCUUCAGUCUGUAGGAUUACUAUCAAGACUCUAGACUCUAUCUUAAUUUAUUCUAUUUUAUCAAGCGAUGCUUAUUUUUUACCAUGAUAAGUAUUUUUUAGGACAAUACGGCAUUAGUCCGUCAUCAUUAAUUAAUAAAUAAAUAAGUAUUUUUUUAGAUAUGCCUAAUACGCUCUAAAAUGGCCGGCAUGAAGUAGAAGAUCGUUAAGCAAAAAAAAAAAAAAAAAGAGUAAAACCAUUCAGUUCCCAUUUGAUUGAAUUUGGUUCUCCGAUCAUUAUUUAAAAAAAAGUUACAUUUUUCCGGAAGAUUGCGAACAAUUCCUUUCGCAAUUGUUUGACAACCCUUUUUAGCCAGACGGAUCGGUCACUGUGGCUUUUGAAAAACCCGCAACGUAGUAGCAAUUGACAUUUCGGUAUGCUUCGAGAUAAUGAUCCGUUCGAGACGCGUUCGUUCGGGUCCCAUAAUAGGUAACAUGUGCCAUCGUUUCUCUAUCCCAUCCAAUGGUCCCUCCCCCCCCCCCCCCCCUUCAGUUCCAGAUUUUAGCUAAUUCAAUGUGCACCUCUAUGGUUAUCCAAAGCAUAUCUUACGAUAAAGAACGCUUACUCGUUUUCAAUCGGUCUUGUUUCGAAACAUCUUCUCAGUGCACAUGUCCCUGCAGCUCAAAACGAGGAUGCGCAAGGGAAGAAAAGAUCCUCGAUCAUACGUCACCAAACACAAAACAGGACAAAUUAAAUGUGUAUGUGCCACACAACACUAUCGAUAGCUACUCCGCACUAUAUAUUUAUCACUAUCACACUAACCUGUAAGUGUUGUCUUUGUUUAUUUCGAAGUAAUAUAACAAACACUAGGAGCAGGAGGAGCAGGUCGAGCUGGAAUCAGAUUCUACGCGUGUGAUGCACAUUAUAAUGUAGGUGGAGCAUAGGAAGAGAUGAGGAGGACGAUAAAACUCGAGGAGGUUGUGAAGAAUGAUACACACGUAAGCACACUUAUUCCUCCAGAAAUACACGAUCACGACACACUACAGAGCGACAUUGAAUCACUCUUAUCAAUCACACACAAUCACACACUCACACUCAACUAAUAUGGCGCUUAAUAACUGGAAAUUCGAGUGAAAUUUAGCUUUUAAGGAUAUAUUUGUUAUCUUUUAAAGACAGAGCGAAGCAAAGCAAAGCAAAACGUAUAGAGCGAUAAGUACCCAAACCCCCAUACCAAAUACAACUAGUCCGUGCUACUGGCCCAUGUUUUAAUAGCUGUGCUCCAACGGUAGCAUUAUUCUUACACACAAACACACGCACACUGCAAACAAACCUUAUCCUUGCUAAUAACACUGACUCAACCAGGUUGUGUACGGAUGGGCGAACGCGAACAAACGAUCGCUCCAUUCGCAUGAUCCUCUCAUGACCGCACAGUGUGUGGCACGAGGACAAAACUACUGAACGGACGCGGGGUCACAA